AUGAGUUCACCAACAACCCUCCUCCAAAACCUCAGAAUUGCGGAAACUAAAGUGAAAUCCGCUUAUAAUUCGUUGGAAAGGUCGUUUUAUGCCUUCACGAGUACUGUUGAUGGCCUUGAAACGCCUCUUAAUGAAGAAGAGGAAAGCAAGGUCUCAGAAUAUGUGUCGAAAACGGAGGAUGUCAUGGCACAAGCUAAUGGGAUACUCCUCCAAAUAGAAGGGAAGAAGGAGGAACUCGGAAUAAUUGCUCAACUAGAGGCGAAAGGUCAAAACCUCGAUAAUCCCUGGUUAAUGACAAAGAUCCUGUCCAAGUUUACAGAGGACCUCCAAAGGCGGGUGCUCAAAGAGAAGGUCUCUGACGAUACCAGUUGGAACCUUAGACGACAGAUGCACUGUCUGGACAUGGUACUGAAACAGGAAGAAAAGAUAGAAUUGCAACUUCCAAAGAAGCCAGAAAUGAAAAUGCCAGACAGCAGCAAGAAAGGGUAUGGCAGAACAAAAGAAACCAGGAAUUCUAAGUUCUGCUUCUAUUGCGAUGAGAAAGACCACUGGUCUACGCAUUGUACCGCUAUCAAGGACCCAAGGAAACGCUUGCAACACCUGAAAGAUACUAACAGGUGUACCGGAUGCGGUUCUCGAUCUCAUAUGUUGGCAGAGUGUAAAUCCAAAGGAUGCCAAAAAUGCGGUAAAAAGCAUCACACAUCCACAUGCUUCAAAGGUGAAGCAUCAAGCUUUGAAAGAUCAAAACUGAAGGGCGAUGAUGCAAAAAAGAAAACAGCAUCUGCACGCCAUAACGUGGUAGUUUGCAGCGAAGAGGAGAACCCAAGAGUUCAAGAAAGCUCUACGGAAAGCAGUGAAGAAAACCACACUGUACUGACCGUGAAGCGUUCAGCUACCAGAGACGAAAAUCACGAAGGUGGCAAUAUUUUUUUACUAUCAGGAACUCUUCGCACAAAACUUCCGCAAUCAGAUGAAUUCAUCGGUUUGACGGUCCUACUGGACACAGGAGCAGACCGUUCCUUCAUUGAUGAAACCUUAGUACACGACCUGGAACUGCCACAACAAGGCAGUGUUCGGAUGAAGCUGUGCACUUUCGGGAGUCAGAAACCAACCACGGUUAAGUGUAUAAGGACUCGGCUGACGAUGUGGGACGUAUGCGGCAAGCAACAUGAUCUCAACCUGUACGCACACAAAGCCCUAACCCAGGGUAAUGCACAAGGGGUCUUGGAUACCGAAGACCUCAAGUUUAUAAAGGAGAAGAGAAUCAGGUUGAGCCUCCCCCCGCAAGGAAAUGUCGGACCAAGCCUAGGUCAUCAUCGGAUGCGAUCAGUUGUGGAAAUUUAUCAGAUAGGAUCUGUGGACACAAAGCAAAAUUUGGCGGACUGCGCAACGAGGGGGUUGUCAUCAUCAGAAUUUUCAAACCAUGACUGGUGGAAAGGACACACCCUCAAAGAAAUUCAAAACAAUGGCUUCAAACUAUACACUAUCCAGGAAGAAGAUGGGGAACCGGAAACAGUAGUUACAAACUACGUGAAGGCUAUCGCAAAUGAAGACGAAACGGUGAAGGAAAUAGUGGAGCUAUCAGCCUACAACGAGCUCCGAAAAGUGCGUAGAAUAGUCGCUUAUGCCCUGAGAUUUUUGAAAGGCAUCCACAGUCGAUUGCAAGGUGCAUUGAAAGAAAAACUGCAAACUUCCUUGCCGUGGAUUGCGCGAAAAGUGGAAAGCCAAAGCUUGUCGGCCACAGAAACGAAGGACGCUGAACUUAUCCUGAUCAAGCAACAUCAAGCGGCACAUCUACAGUCUCAAUACAGGAAAGAACUUGUAAAAAAUCUGAACGUCAGAGAAGACAAAAACAAAAUUUUGAGGGCAUAUGGCAGACUAAACAAAGCGGAUCUUGAUGCAGACGCAAAAAAUCCGAUUGUCAUCGCCCCCAAAUCGGAAAUA
Messenger RNA from Ostertagia ostertagi, 1944 nucleotides. The record is from the annotation of a GenBank genome assembly. Lineage: Eukaryota; Metazoa; Nematoda; Chromadorea; Rhabditida; Trichostrongylidae.